GCCACUCAUAUAAACUUUGUAAAGAUCCACCACCGCCAAAUUUUCCGGUUUCCCCGAUUCGGAAUUGUUUAUAUUCCGCAAGAUCGAGGUGAAACAUCCUGCUGCGUGCAUUGAGACCAGUCUUCUGUCCUCAGGGCGUCACGGGACCAUGGAUGAGCUCUUCGACGUAUUCGACGAGGACCCUCAAAAGGCCUCCAAAACUCCCAAAGCCCCAAAAGAUGGCGCGAGCAAGAAACGACAGUCGAACGGUCAUGUGAAGGCCCCAGCUGGAUCCCCUAAACCAAGCAAUGAUGAAGAUACCGCCAUGUUAGACAAUGCAGGCGGGUUGGGUGGCGAUCAACCUACCACGGUCGGCACCGACGGUCCUGAUACCAAGCGCCAACGACGGGAUGCCGAACCAGAGCCUAUGGUGACGGAUACAUUCGAAACACAACAGUCCCGAGAGAUCGCGGCUUCGGCUGGACUUCAACCUCAGAAAGAUAGUACUGCGGUGGUGCUGUCACAUCAAGUCCGACAUCAAGUCGCAUUACCGCCAAACUACGAUUAUGUCCCCAUCUCCCAACACAAAGCCCCGGAAACCCCAGCGCGAGUCUGGCCAUUCACUCUGGAUCCGUUCCAACAGGUUUCGAUCGCUUCGAUCGAGAGAAACGAGAGCGUCCUCGUGUCGGCGCAUACGAGUGCGGGGAAGACGGUGGUGGCGGAAUAUGCAAUCGCUCAGUGUCUGCGGGACAACCAGAGAGUGAUAUACACCAGCCCGAUCAAGGCGCUUAGCAAUCAGAAGUAUCGAGAGUUUGCGCAGGAGUUCCAAGACGUCGGUCUCAUGACGGGAGACGUGACCAUCAAUCCGACGGCGACCUGCCUCGUCAUGACGACGGAGAUUUUACGAUCCAUGCUCUACCGUGGCUCCGAGAUCAUGCGUGAGGUUGCCUGGGUGGUCUUUGACGAAGUGCACUACAUGAGAGACAAGUCUCGAGGGGUGGUGUGGGAAGAAACCAUCAUCCUUCUUCCCGACAAGGUUCACUAUGUCUUCCUCUCGGCCACCAUCCCGAACGCCAUGCAGUUCGCCGAAUGGAUCACGAAGACGCACAAUCAGCCGUGCCACGUCGUCUACACCGACUUCCGACCGACGCCGCUGCAACACUACCUUUUCCCUUCCGGCUCCGACGGUAUACAUUUGGUCGUGGACGAGAAAGGCGCCUUCCGAGAGGAGAAUUUCCAGAAAGCGAUGACGUCGAUUUCGCCCGAGGCGGGAAAGAAGAAGAACAUGGGAAAAUCGGCGCGGGACAAGAAACAAACUGCCAACCAGAAGCCGCCGCAGUCGGACAUCUACAAGAUUGUGAAGAUGAUCAUGAUGAAGAACUACAAUCCCGUCAUUGUUUUCAGUUUCAGCAAGCGAGAGUGCGAGGAUCUGGCCCUUCAAAUGAGCCAGCUUGCGUUCAACGAUGAGACCGAGAAAGGGAUGGUCAAUAAGGUCUUCUCGAGCGCCAUCGAAAUGCUCUCGGAACAAGACCGAGAGCUCCCACAAAUUCAGCACAUUCUGCCGCUGCUGAGAAGAGGUAUCGGUGUCCAUCACUCGGGAUUGCUGCCCAUUUUGAAGGAGACCAUCGAAAUCCUCUUCCAAGAGGGUCUCAUCAAAGUUCUCUUCGCCACGGAGACCUUCUCCAUCGGAUUGAACAUGCCGGCCAAGACUGUGGUCUUUACGAGCGUCCGGAAAUUCGAUGGCAUAUCGCUAAGAUGGGUAACCCCCUCCGAGUUCAUCCAAAUGUCAGGACGUGCGGGACGACGUGGUCUAGAUGACCGAGGGAUCGUCAUCCUCAUGGUCGACGAGAAAAUGGAGCCGGCGACCGCACGGGAGAUCGUUCGCGGAGAACAGGAUAAGCUCAAUUCGGCGUUCUAUCUUGGGUAUAACAUGAUCCUGAACCUGAUGCGAGUGGAGGGAAUAUCCCCCGAGUUUAUGCUCGAACGGUGUUUCUUCCAAUUCCAAAAUACCGCCAGUGUCUCCGGGUUGGAGAAGGACCUUCUGGAGCUGGAGAGCGAACGGUCGAGCAUCGAGAUCGCGGACGAAGGAACGGUUCGCGACUACUACGAGCUCCGCCAGCAGCUGAACACGUACACGCAAGAUGUGCGCGACGUCAUCACGCAUCCCAACUACUGCCUGUCGUUCAUGCAGAACGGUCGCCUCGUCCGAAUUAAGUAUAAAGACCAUGACUUCGGUUGGGGAUCGGUGGUGAACUACACCGCACGCAAACCCGGGAAGGGACAAAAUGCCGCGGACUUUUCUCCACAACAGUCGUAUGUGAUGGACGUGCUGCUCAUCAUCGCCAGCGACGCGUCGUUCGGGCCGCAGGUGCUUGAUGACCUCCCGCCAGGUGUGCGACCGCCUCCCCCCGGCGACAAAGGCAAAGCGGAAGUCGUGCCGAUUCUGCUUACUUGCGUAGAGGCAAUUGGUCAAUCCCGUCUAUUCCUUCCCAAGGAGCUCAAAUCGGUCGAUAGCCGCAACAGUGCCCGGCGGAUGUUGGAAGAGGUGAAGCGGAGAUUCCCUGACGGAAUUGCCAUCUUGGAUCCCAUCGAGAACAUGGGGAUAAAUGACGAAUCGUUCAAGAAGCUGUUGAGGAAAAUCGAAGUCUUGGAAUCUCGCCUCUUCUCCAAUCCGUUGCACGAUUCGCCGAGACUGCCGGAACUCUACGACCAAUACCACAACAAAGUCGAGCUUGGGAAGAAGAUGAAACAAACAAAGCAAGAGAUCACCAAAGCUCUAUCUGUCUUACAGCUCGACGAGUUGAAAUGCAGGAAGCGUGUCCUCCGGCGGCUCGGCUUCGUUAACGAAACCGAUGUCAUUCAGCUCAAGGCGCGGGUAGCCUGCGAGAUCAGCACGGGGGACGAACUAGUCCUGAGCGAGCUUCUCUUCAGCAAAUUCUUCAACGAGCUGACCCCCGAUCAAUGCGCCGCGGUCCUGAGCGUCUUCAUCUUCGAGGAGCAGAGCAAGGACGAGAGCCCGCUGAAGGAGGAGCUCGCGAAACCGUUCCGCGAGAUUCAAAGCCAGGCGAGAGCCAUCGCGAAGGUCUCCCAAGAGAGCAAAUUGGCGUUGAACGAGGAUGAGUACGUCAAAUCCUUCAAGCAUCAGCUGAUGGAGGUUGUGUUUGCAUGGACCAAGGGAGCGACCUUCGCUCAAAUAUGCAAAAUGACCGACGUAUACGAAGGCAGCUUGAUCCGCUUGUUCCGGCGUUUGGAGGAACUCCUGCGGCAGAUGGCCCAGGCGUCGAAAGUCAUGGGGAGCGAGGACUUGGAGAAGAAGUUCGAAGAGGCGCUCACCAAGGUCAAGAGGGAUAUCGUGGCCGCACAAUCUUUGUACUUGUAGUUCCGGGAUAUCUGGGAUGCAUGGGGUAUGCUGUAUAGAUUAGACCUAGUUGAAUAGGCGAGUUUGGCCACGAAAACCAUGGAUAUGGUAGCUCGGGGAUGAUAUCAGAUCGACUGCGGGACUUAUUGGACCCUGAGCUUAUUGCCUUUGUGCCUUGCAGCCUUAAAAGUUCGCCGGAGGGCCGCCCCAUUUGUCUGUGCUUCACAAUAUAUUUGAAAGUGCCGACAAAAUUAACACAGUGUACGGUCCGUUGCAAAUUUUUGAGGCCAAGCAAACGGGAGCAACUACUACUGUAUCUACUAACUAACUAGUAACUGG
Eremomyces bilateralis CBS 781.70 is the source of this 3676-nucleotide messenger RNA. Its product is annotated as ATP-dependent RNA helicase DOB1. Gene Ontology annotation, cellular component: nucleus. NCBI's taxonomy places the organism in Eukaryota, Fungi, Ascomycota, Dothideomycetes, Eremomycetales, Eremomycetaceae. Gene Ontology annotation, biological process: maturation of 5.8S rRNA; RNA catabolic process. Gene Ontology annotation, molecular function: RNA binding; ATP binding; RNA helicase activity. The record is from RefSeq and is a predicted model, not a curated record. The transcript has 3 exons. Bases 149 to 3358 code for a protein of 1069 amino acids.